Messenger RNA from Cuculus canorus (common cuckoo), 4650 nucleotides. RefSeq names its product SWI/SNF-related, matrix-associated actin-dependent regulator of chromatin, subfamily a, containing DEAD/H box 1 (gene SMARCAD1). The record is from RefSeq and is a predicted model, not a curated record. The transcript has 23 exons. Lineage: Eukaryota; Metazoa; Chordata; Aves; Cuculiformes; Cuculidae. Gene Ontology annotation, cellular component: nucleus. Gene Ontology annotation, molecular function: chromatin binding; ATP-dependent chromatin remodeler activity; DNA binding. The coding region runs from base 273 to 3383 and encodes 1036 amino acids.
UGUCGCGGCGGAGGUGCUGAAGGGUUCAGGCUCCCGUCGGCGCCAUUGGGAGCGUUUGUGUGGCUGGGCUGGGCUCGGCUUGCCCGGCAGAGCCCCGCUCACCCCGCGCUGUCAGGUGCUUCGGCGCCAGCCCGGCGCGCCCCCUUCUCCAUUGCCCGCCCCGUCCCCUUCUCCAUUGCCCGCCUCGUCCCCGUGCGCAGUAGCCUUUGCCACGGGAUCUACCCAGUCGAGUCUGUCUUCUCUUCUGCAAACGGGCGAGAUAGGUUAAGAAUAUGAGUCUGUUCAACCUAGACCGCUUUCGCUUUGAGAGGAAGAGGAGAAUCUCUGACCGGGACACCGUGUCUCCUUCGGCAGCCCAGGUGCUGGCAGCAGCUAGGUCUACUGCUGCUGCAUGUUCUGCUGCUGGAGGGGAGGAGGAUGAACUUACAGAUGAUAGCAGCAGGCCAGAUACUCCAGUUCUGAAUGUGACGGCGGUGACUGAGUACUCCACCAUCCCAGAAACUCCUGAACACAAGAGGGCAAGUGAACAAUCUUAUUUCAAGCGUCGAAGAGUACAGUUGCUAGAUGUGUCUUCAGAGAGCGAAGACGAACCAAGAAACUUCAGCGCUGCAAAAGAAAAUGGAACUUCAAAAGGAGAUGUGAUUGUGAUCUCUGAAGAGUCUGAUGAUGAUGAUGAUGAUGAUGCACAGCAUGGAAAUGAACUAACCCAGCUGGCGUAUGUAAAUGGUGGGGAUCAGCUGUCAGCUACGGAGAAUGGUGUAGAGGAUGACAUCAGAGAUGCAAAGCUGCAAACACUGAAGGAACUUUUUCCCCAGAUAAGUGACAAAGAAUUACUACAGUUGAUAGAAUCAACACGCACGAUGGAUGAAGCAAUAGCUGCUGGUUUAAAGUUCAAUGAUGAAGGUGCCUCUCGUAAAAGGAAACUAGAAGAUUGUCCCACAAAUGGCAAAACUGGAAAUGAGCAAGUCCCAAAAAAGACAAAACUUGAUUCACUAGAUGAGUCAGAACCCCAAAGGCAAUGGGAAAGGCAAGAAGUUCUUGUGAAGAAGCUGCAAAAUGCAUUCCCUGGAUUGGAUAAGGAGGAACUGAGAGAAGUACUUCAGGAGCAUAACUGGGUGUUUCAUGAAGCGUUGGAGGCCCUGAGAGUAUUUGCAGAAAACGAUCAGGGCAUGGCAUUUCCUGCCAAAAGUGGAGCGUCUAACUGUACCAAAGCCUCCACCAAGAGCAGAAGUGACGAGAGUAAAGAGAAGCUGACACAGAAGUCUUCAGUGAAAGUACAGAAUGGCUCUCAGAAAAAGGACAAAAUCAAAAGGAGCUUUUGGAGUACUAAAAGAGAAACAGAAGAGACUGAGGAUGAAUCAGCUUCUGAAGGCGGUGGUAGCUCCCUUGAUGAGGACUACAGUAGUGGUGGUGAAGUGAUGGAGGAUCGCUACAAAGUGAAAAUCCUCAGCUUCCUGCAAGAUGCUUCCCCAAGCGAACUGACUUUGAUUCCCCAGUGUUCUCAGAAAAAGGCUCAGAAGAUAAUAGCACUCCGGCCCUUUAACAGCUGGGAGUCUCUGUUUGCAAAAAUGACUCAGACUGUUGGUUUGUCAGAAGACAUAGUGUGGAACUGCAAGAUACUGCUGAAGGAGAGGGACGUGGUUUUAAAGCUCAUGAAUAAAUGUGAAGAGAUUUCAAAUAAACUGACAAGACAAGUAACCAGGAUUACUGAACAAGGAGGAUGUGGAUGGAACAUAGACCAACCUGUCAUUCUGAAUCGGAGUUUGGAACUCAAGCCAUACCAGAAGAUUGGUUUGAACUGGUUAGCACUGCUGCACAAACACAGAUUGAAUGGCAUAUUGGCUGAUGAAAUGGGCUUAGGAAAAACAAUUCAAGCCAUUGCAUUUCUAGCUUAUCUCUACCAAGGGGGCGACCAGGGUCCCCAUUUGAUAGUUGUGCCAGCUUCAACGUUAGAUAACUGGAUAAGAGAAGUUCGCCUGUGGUGUCCUGAACUGAAUGUCCUCUUUUACUAUGGAUCUCAAGAGGAUCGGAAACAUCUCAGAAUGGACAUUAAUAAUAAAGUUGUUGAUUUCAAUGUGAUUGUAACUACAUAUAACUGUGCAAUUAGCAGCCCAGAGGAUCGAGGACUGUUUCGCAGGUUGAAGCUUAACUACGCAAUUUUUGAUGAAGGUCAUAUGCUCAAGAACAUGAGCUCUGUACGCUACCAGCACCUUAUGACAAUUAAUGCAAAGAAUCGUCUAUUGCUAACAGGGACUCCAGUUCAAAAUAAUCUGUUGGAAUUGAUGUCCCUCUUGAAUUUUGUCAUGCCACAUAUGUUCAGCAGUAGCACAAGUGAAAUCCGAAGGAUGUUUUCUUCAAAAACAAAGAGUGCUGAAGAGCAGAGUAUAUAUGAAAAGGAGAGGAUUGCACAUGCAAAGCAGAUAAUAAAACCGUUCAUCUUGAGAAGAGUAAAAGAUGAGGUUCUUAAACAACUGCCUCCCAAAAAAGAUAUUAUUGAAUUAUGUCCCAUGUCUGAGAAACAGGAACAACUAUACUGUGAUCUCUUAAACAAGCUCAAGAAAUCUAUUAAUGGUAACGAGAAGAACUCUGACAUGGGAAAUGUAAUGAUGCAACUUAGAAAAAUGGCUAAUCACCCUCUCUUGCACCGUCAGUAUUACACGACUGACAAGCUCAGGAAAAUGUCCAUGCUUAUGCUUAAGGAACCCACACAUUGCGAUGCAAACCCUGACCUUAUCUUUGAAGACAUGACAGUAAUGACAGAUUUUGAGCUGCAUUUGCUUUGUAAGCAAUAUUCUCAUGUCAGUGACUUCAAGUUAGACAUGGAUCAGAUCUUGGAUUCUGGGAAGUUUAGAGCACUGGAACGCAUUCUCUCCGACCUUAAAGAGAAGGGCGACAGAGUUGUAUUGUUUAGCCAGUUUACUAUGAUGCUGGAUAUCUUGGAAGUUUUCCUAAAUCAUUGGCAACAUAGAUAUAUUAGGUUGGAUGGAAAAACACAGAUUUCUGAUCGGAUACAUCUAAUAGAUCAGUUCAAUACAGAUAUGGGUAUAUUUGUAUUCCUUCUGUCAACCAAAGCUGGUGGCUUGGGAAUUAAUCUGACCUCAGCAAAUGUUGUUAUUCUUCAUGACAUUGAUUGCAACCCAUACAACGAUAAGCAAGCAGAAGACCGAUGCCAUAGAGUAGGUCAGACAAGAGAAGUGAAAGUCAUAAAGCUAAUCAGUAGCGGAACUAUUGAAGAAUCCAUGCUGAAAAUCAGCCAGCAGAAAUUGAAGUUAGAACAAGAUAUGACUGCAGCAGAUUCAGGUAAGUCUCUUGCAUAUAAUGAUGUCCACUUAAGUGAGUUAAAGUUGCUGCAGUAUAUUAUUCUGAAAAAGCAAGGUUAUUGAGGCAGAGAAACCUUUAUUUUUUUUCCACACUAAAUGAACAAAAAAGGAUUAUUUCCCUCUUGAGUCUGACCCACAAAUCAAUGACAAUCUCCUACAAGUAGAGGAUUUUGCAUGGUUUUGGGGAUCUAGAUUUUUUUUGUCUGUUUGUGAAAUAGUUUGAGCUGCACUAACACUUGUUUAUGUUCCUCAGGAGAAGAAGGAACCAUUCCAGCGGAUAUAGCCACACUAUUAAAAGCUUCCUUAGGUCUCUAAAAUAUAAACACAUUGUGGAAUUCAAAGAAGAACGGUGAUGUACUGCAAGGACCCUGACAUUACUGAUGACCAUAAGUUUUAUGAACAUUUAUACCUUUUUGUAAUUUCUUUAUUGUAUGGCAUUGAAAAUUUUUAACACCGAUGGCAUUCUUUCGAUGCUUAAAAACGUAAAUGGCCCAAAUGUGUCAACCUUGGAUGCUGAAUAAACAUUAUUUUACAGAUUCAAAAUGGGGACCUAAGUGGUUAUUGUUUUGACAAAUCUGCGACUGCUUAAGACUUGUCAGUAUUUUUGUAAUUAUUUCUACCUCUAAAUAUAUAUAUGAACUGUCUGUUUCACUGGAUUAUUCAUGUAGAUUUUUUUAUAUGUGCCUUAUUUGACAAUGCUCAAGUCUGUUUCUGCUUGUUUUGGUUCAUUUGAUGUAUCGUACCGAUUUUCUAUCAACUUGUUCAAAUAAAAUUCCAUACAUUAACAAAAUGUCUUCAUAGGAUAAUAGAAUGGGUUGGGUUGGAAGGGGACACCUUCCACUAGAUCAGGUUGCUCAAAGCCUUAUCCAGCCUGGCGUUGGAACACCUCCAGGGAUGGAGCAGCCACAGUUUGUCUGGGAAACCUGUUCCAGUGCCUCACCACCCUUGCCGUGAAAAUUUCUUCCUAAUAUGUAAUCUAAAUGUCCCCUCGUUCAGCUUAAGACUGUUAUCUCUUGUCCUGUCACUGCACUCCCUGAUAAAGAGCCCGUCCCCAGCUUUCCUGUAGGCCCUCUUCAAACACCGAAAAGCUGCUAUAAGGUCUUCCUGGAGCCUCUAACCCCAGUUCUCUCAGCCUGUCCUCAUACGGAAGGUGCUCCAGCCCUCUGAUCAUCUUCAUGGCCUUCUGGUUUCACUCGAACAGAUCCAUGUCUUUGUGCUGAGGACUCCAGAACUGAACACAGGACUCCAGGUAAGCUCUUAUGAGGGCAGAGUAGAAAGUGGGAAUCGCCUCCCUCAACGAGCUGGCCACACUUCUGAUGCAGCCCAGGAA